AGUGUCGCUCCUCCGCCGCUGGGGGUCAGUGCGCGGCGCUCGCGCGGCUCUGUCGGAUCGACUUCCGGUCGGGCUCUCUUUCUUUCUCUUCCGCUCUCCGGAUCAUCAUGGGCCGCGUCAGGACCAAGACGGUGAAGAAGGCCGCUCGGGUCAUCAUCGAGAAGUACUACACCCGGCUGGGCAACGACUUCCACACCAACAAGCGCGUGUGCGAGGAGAUCGCCAUCAUCCCCAGCAAGAAGCUGCGCAACAAGAUCGCCGGGUACGUCACACACCUGAUGAAGCGCAUCCAGAGAGGUCCAGUCAGAGGAAUCUCCAUCAAGCUGCAGGAGGAGGAGCGCGAGCGCAGAGACAACUACGUGCCCGAGGUGCGUCUCUCCAUCUCUCUGUGUGUCUCUCCGUGUUUCUCUCUCCGUCAGGACUUCGGCAACCUGUCCAAUCUUCAGGUGACUCAGCCUCCUGUCGGCAUGAACUUCAAGACCCCUCGCGGCGUCUAGACAUUUGUAAUAUAUCUCUUAAUAAAACCUGUGGAAAACAAA
Molecule: messenger RNA, 539 nt
Organism: Sinocyclocheilus grahami
Lineage: Eukaryota; Metazoa; Chordata; Actinopteri; Cypriniformes; Cyprinidae
Product: 40S ribosomal protein S17-like
Exons: 4
Coding region: 108-497 (129 amino acids)
Biological process (GO): translation
Cellular component (GO): ribosome
Molecular function (GO): structural constituent of ribosome
Source: RefSeq, a predicted model, not a curated record